CAUCCAGGGGCUCCCCCUUACCCCUCGCCUGGGCACCCCCACCCUUUAAAAUGUUUUUUAUAGGGUGGGUGAGCUUUUUGGGGGAGGGGGGCGGGCUGAGACCGGAUGGCAACUCAUCGCCCCCCACCGCAGCCCCCCGUCGAGGGGCGGGGCGGCCUUGCGGGGGGGAUGGGAAAGGCGUGCGGCCCCUUUAAAUUUACCCAGGAGCCCUUAAAGGAGCCCCAGGGGCCCCACGGCGGCGUCCCCACCCCGGCCGGCCCCUGCCCGCCACCGUCGCUGCCGCCCCGGGCCCCGCCAUGGAGCCCCCGAACCCCCACCCCGACCCCGGACCUCUCCCGCACCCGGACCGCCCAGCCUCCCCGCCAGAGCCGGGACCGCGGGGGGGGCCGUCGGAGCUCAGACCACUGCGAAGCUCGAGCGUCGCGGCCGGGUCGGAGCCGUAUCCCGGGUCGGGAUCACCGUCGGUAUUACCACGAGCGUUGGCGAGCCGAAUACCUGAUGGAGUUCAACGCGGCGCGACACGGGAUGCUCUGCAUGGUUUGCGGCAGCGCCCUCGCCACCCUCAAGCUCAGCACCAUCAAGCGCCAUAUCCGGCAGAAACAUCCCUAUUCCGGCGCUUGGGGACCCCGCGAGAAGCAGCUCGUCCUCCGCUCCUGGGAUUCCCACCCGGGUCUCCACGCCCACCCCGACGGACCCCCCGGUGCCGGUGGUGGCGGCGGGACAGGCUCCCCGUCCCCCACCCGUCCCCGCCGUCACCGUCGUCGAGGCUGCCCGCGUCCCCCGUCCCCCCGAGGCGGGAAAACGUCCCCUUCGGGGUUACCGGUGACGAGGGUCCGCCCGGGGGGGGACUCGCUCCGGGGGUGGCUGCGGGCCGAGCUUCUGCUGGACCUGGAGGCGGGGGGGAACCGUCUGCGGUGUCUGCUCUGCGCCCGCGCCCUGCCCUCGCUGCACCUCGGGGACAUCCGCCGCCACGCGCUGGCUGCCCACCCCGGCACCCUCCGCCUCGGCCCCGGCGAACGCGGGGCGCUCCUGCGCGCCUGCCGCGGACGGGGGGACGGCGGCGACGACGACGACGACGAUGAUGAUGAUGUUCCUGACGCCCCGCAGCCCCCCAGCCCCGCCGAGGAGGAGGAGGACGAAGCAGCAGCCGCUGAGGCCGAAGCAGCUGCCACAGGGGAGGAGGAAGAGGAGGAGGAGGAGGAGGGUGCAGGGGGGGCCCCCCCGGGGGCCUGUGGCCGCCGCAGCCCCCCCCCUCUUCUCCCUGCGCCCUGGGGCCCCCCCCGCCUGCACCGCCUGAGCCCCCGGGGGACAGGGACACUGUUGGGGGGGGCGACACACAUCACAUGGGGGAGGAGGAAACUGAGGCACGGGGGGGGGGGACAGGACACAGAGACCCCCCCUCAGUGUCCCCAGUCCCACCCCCAGAGCCAUGUCCCCCCCCAGUAUCACCAGUGCCCUCCCCACGCCUCAGAGGUGGCACCUAUGGGUCCCCUCAAUGGUGUCACCGGUCCACAACGCUCGCUCCCCCCCCCACCCCGCGGUGUCACUCUUAUUUAUGCGUGUCCCCCCCCCCUUUUUUUUCUACGCUCCCCCCCUCGUUUUUGUACAUGACACCCCUCAAUAAACCCGUUCCUGGA
Molecule: messenger RNA, 1637 nt
Organism: Aquila chrysaetos chrysaetos
Lineage: Eukaryota; Metazoa; Chordata; Aves; Accipitriformes; Accipitridae
Exons: 4
Coding region: 106-1611 (501 amino acids)
Biological process (GO): negative regulation of DNA-templated transcription
Source: RefSeq, a predicted model, not a curated record